Messenger RNA from Staurois parvus, 1745 nucleotides. The record is from the annotation of a GenBank genome assembly. NCBI's taxonomy places the organism in Eukaryota, Metazoa, Chordata, Amphibia, Anura, Ranidae.
AAAGUGACCGGAAUUUCCACUUGUAAAAACACAAAGGUUCUAGCAAUGUUGAAAAAUUCAAUGCUAGCAAUGUUUUAAAACUAGAAAUCUAAUUGUUUCCUUACAGAGAGCUGCUUGAUACCACGUGCCGGAUUGCCAACACACUGAAGAAGCAUGGCAUAAAGAAAGGGGAUAGAGUGGCCAUUUACAUGCCUGUGUCACCCCUAGCUGUGGCAUCCAUGCUAGCCUGUGCCAGAAUCGGUGCAGUGCAUACUAUAGUGUUCGCUGGCUUCAGUGCUGAAUCUUUGUCAGGAAGAAUCAAUGACGCAAGCUGCAAAGCCGUCAUCACUUUCAACCAGGGUCUGAGGGGUGGAAGAAUGGUAGAACUGAAGAAGACUGUGGAUGAAGCUGUCAAGAGUUGCCCUUCGAUCAAACAUGUAUUUGUUGCUCAGAGAACUGAGAAUAAAGUCCAUAUGGGUACUCUUGACAUACCUCUUGAAGAAGAGAUGGCUAGAGCAGAUCCCAUCUGCCCUCCCGAAACCAUGAACAGCGAAGACAUGCUAUUCAUGCUGUACACCUCGGGUAGUACAGGGAAGCCAAAGGGCAUUGUGCACACACAAGCUGGCUACCUUCUCUAUGCUUCCCUGACACAUAAGUACGUGUUUGAUUACAGUCAAGGAGAUGUGUUUGGCUGUGUAGCUGACAUUGGCUGGAUAACAGGGCACAGUUAUGUUGUGUAUGGACCCCUCUGUAAUGGGGCCACCAGUGUGCUAUUUGAGAGCACUCCAACUUAUCCAAAUCCAGGGCGGUACUGGGAAACGGUGGAAAGGUUGAAGAUUAAUCAGUUUUAUACAGCACCAACAGCUAUACGUCUUCUGCUGAAAUAUGGAGAUGAGUGGGUGAAGAAAUAUAACAGGUCAUCUCUGAAAAUGUUGGGAUCAGUGGGUGAGCCAAUAAACCACGAAGCGUGGGAAUGGUUUUACAAUGUGGUUGGGGAGAGAAGAUGCACCCUUGUGGACACCUGGUGGCAGACAGAGACUGGUGGAAUCUGCAUCUCCCCUCGUCCCUCCGAGCAAGAAGGUGAGGUUAUCCCUGGCAUGGCUAUGAGGCCUUUCUUAGGCAUAAGACCUGAGCUUCUAGAUGAACAGGGAAAGGUCAUUGAAGGUGGCGAUGUUUCUGGUGCUCUGUGUAUUGCACAACCAUGGCCUGGCAUGGCAAGAACCAUCUAUGGAGAUCAUCAGAGAUUUGUGGAUGCUUACUUCAAAGCAUAUCCAGGCUACUAUUUUACUGGAGAUGGAGCUCACAGGACAAAUGAAGGGUAUUAUCAGAUAACAGGACGAAUGGAUGAUGUAAUAAAUAUCAGCGGGCAUCGGUUGGGAACAGCAGAAAUUGAGGACGCAUUGGAUGAGCAUCCCGAUGUUCCAGAAACUGCUGUUAUUGGUUUCCCGCAUGACAUCAAGGGAGAAGCUGCAUUUGCCUUUGUUGUAUUAAAAGAUGAUGUAAAAGAGCCAGAAAAAGAUAUUAAAGAGGACCUUAAAGCGAUAGUAGCCACAAAAAUAGCAAAAUAUGCUGUUCCCGACCAUAUUCUGAUGGUGAAACGCCUUCCCAAAACUCGAUCAGGGAAAAUCAUGCGGCGUGUACUGAGGAAGAUCGCCACUGGCUACACUGAGGAUCUUGGAGAUAUAACCACCCUGGAGGAUCCAGUCAUUAUUACAGAAAUACUGGAAGCAUAUCAAAAAUACAAAUCAGAACAGACAAACAAAUAA